AUGAUGCGCUUUGCAACGAUUUUGGCUUUGUGCGCAGCCGCACUGUUCUGCUGCCACGCGACCUGGGCGCAGGAGGUGAAUGUCACCUCGAGCGUGGUCACGGCGACCGGCCAGGGCUCCGUAACGAUCCCCGCUGACAUCGCCCGGGUCGAGCUGGGCGUCCAGGCUGACUCCUCCAACGCCAGCCAAGCCCAGGCCGCCGCCGCCAAUUCCUCCCAGGCCAUUGUCGCCGCUCUCCAGGCGCUCAACGUGUCCAAACUGCAGACGAGCAGCAUCUCGCUGACGCAGCUCAGCUUCCCGAGCCCUACGCCGUUCCCUCUCUCGGGGAGCUCUGGUUCUGGGGCGCAGCCUCAGACCGUCUUCCGAGCGACCAACAUUGUGAGCUUCGAAGUGCCGGCCGACCAAGCGGGCCAGGCCAUCGACGCCGCCGUCGCCGCCGGGGCGAACACCAUCAACUCGGUCCAGCUCAUCCCUUCGGACAACAACGUGACGACGGCGCAGCAGGAGGCGACUAGGCUGGCGGUGGCGAACGGCAUAGCCAACGCAAGGCUGGUCGUGAGUGAGCUCGGGUGCGAGAUCGUAGGCGUGGGCACCAUCAACCUCUCGCCCGCCUUCAAUCCCCCCUCCUCCUCCAUCAGUAAGGCUGACAAGCGCCCUACUCCAGAUGCUGCCGCGGCCACGCAGGCAACGACUCCAGUGCUGGCAGGCGAGGUCGACAUCACGGCAUCGGUCCAGGUGAACCUGCUGCACAGCUGCCCGAGCGCUGCCAUCAGCAACAUCAACAACGCCACCUUCCCCAACUCGACUGCGACCGCCUAA
Messenger RNA from Acanthamoeba castellanii str. Neff, 819 nucleotides. RefSeq lists its product as uncharacterized. NCBI's taxonomy places the organism in Eukaryota, Discosea, Longamoebia, Acanthamoebidae. Gene Ontology annotation, biological process: DNA damage response. The transcript has 4 exons. Gene Ontology annotation, cellular component: external side of plasma membrane. Bases 1 to 819 code for a protein of 272 amino acids. The record is from RefSeq and is a predicted model, not a curated record.